Cotesia glomerata is the source of this 2375-nucleotide messenger RNA. It is a transcript of the gene prtp, whose product is annotated as thioredoxin domain-containing protein 5 homolog. Gene Ontology annotation, molecular function: protein disulfide isomerase activity. NCBI's taxonomy places the organism in Eukaryota, Metazoa, Arthropoda, Insecta, Hymenoptera, Braconidae. Gene Ontology annotation, cellular component: endoplasmic reticulum. The record is from RefSeq and is a predicted model, not a curated record. The transcript has 5 exons. Bases 207 to 1370 code for a protein of 387 amino acids. Gene Ontology annotation, biological process: protein folding.
GCAUCGAAAGUCUGAGAGGGCGGAUUCUAACCAUAGAUAAAAAAAAAACAGAUAAAGCCGCUAGAAAUCGCUCAAUUUUGUGAUAAAUAAUACAGCGUUCAUUAAAUAAUCAUCCUAGUCGUCAACAGUAAUUUAAUUUAUAAAUAAGAAAUUUUAGUUAAGGACAUUUCAGUUGUUUAUAAACAAGUUCACUCAGUUAAGGAAUAAUGAUGCGUGUUUUUAUAUUGAUCUGUGUUUCAUUGCUCAUACAAUUGGCCUCAACCCACGAUGAAGAUGUCCAUACAGUUCAGUAUAACGAAGAAACUUUUCCCACUGAAGUGCCAAAAAAAAAUCACUUUAUCAUGUUCUACGCUCCAUGGUGCGGACACUGCCAAAGAUUAGCUCCAACAUGGGAAACCUUAGCUGAAAUGUUGAACGAAGAAGAGGAUAGUCGUGUUAAAAUUGCUAAAGUUGAUUGUACAACUGAUAGCUCUAUUUGUUCAGAACAUGAUGUCACGGGUUAUCCAACUUUGAAAUUUUUCAAAGCUGGUGAGAACAACGGCAUCAAGUUCCGAGGUACUCGCGAUUUACCAUCAUUGACUGCAUUUAUUAAUGAACAAUUAGGAAGCAUACCCAAGGAUGCUGAGUUAGACACAACAAUCCCAGACCCUGUUAAUGGUCUGAUCGAAUUAACAGAUGCAACAUUCAACGACCAUGUAGCUAAAGGGUAUCACUUUGUUAAAUUCUACGCACCAUGGUGUGGCCACUGCCAAAAACUAGCACCAACAUGGGACGAGCUUGCCAAAAGCAACAGCCAUGACACAUUAGUGAAUAUCGCCAAAGUCGAUUGCACGCAGUACCGUUCCGUUUGCGAGCAGUUUGAUAUCAAAGGAUACCCGACAUUGCUGUGGAUUGAAAACGGUAAGAAAAUAGACAAAUACUCAGGCGCUCGCACCCAUGAAGAGCUAAAAGAGUACGUUGCUAAAAUGCUACAAAAGAGCACCGAAAAAGUUGACGAGAGCGAUGAAGCUGUAAAUGAUAACAUUCAGUCGGUAUUGAACCUCACUGGUGAGACUUUUGAGCACGGAAUUGAAAAAGGAGUCACCUUUAUCAAGUUCUUUGCACCUUGGUGUGGACAUUGCAAGCGUUUGGCCCCAACCUGGGAGGAUUUGGGAAAAAAAUUCAUCGACAACCCCAAUGUCCAUAUCGUUAAAGUUGACUGCACUCUGUCGACCAACAAGCAAUUGUGCGACGAUCAAGAAGUCGACGGAUUCCCGACCCUUCUGUUGUACAAAAACGGACAGAAGAUUGAUGAGUACAAUGGAUCUCGUACGCUCGACGAUCUUCAUGAUUUUGUCGUUGAGCGUUUACAAUCUCACGAUGAAUUGUAAUUGCAUUUAAUAUUUUUAAAAUUGAUUGUUGUGAUUUUUAUUACAAGUUUUAAUCAAUCAACUUCCACAAUAACUUAGAAGUUUUUAUUUUACAAAUUAAUUAACACUAAUAUUAAAUAUAAGUUUGAGAAGUUUUGAAUCUUUUUUAGAAGUUAGAAUUGUGUUGAAAUAAUUUUCAAACAAACACAUAUUGUCGAUGUAAAAUAGUUAUUUAAUAUUGUGCUUCCAAAAUUAUCAAUAGACAUAAAUUACUUAAUGAGCAAUACAAUAUUUUAAACGUUAUUGUAUUAUUAUUCCAUAUCAGUCAAACGAUACAGACCAGUGGGGAUUCCCAGUAACAAACAUUUAUUUUUUAACGAACAAAAAAAUAUAAAAUCCACAUUUUUUAAUUACUUUCAUUGAUAAUUAUUUUAUUAAUAAAAAUAAAAAAAAUUGUUGAAAUUAUUAACUAAUAAUUUCGACAAUUAAAAUAAGCAAUUAUAAAUUGUGUAAUAAAUAAUCAUAAUAUUUUGAACUAAGUAUAACAAAAAAAAAUUACCCAGUGAAUGUUAUUACCCAGUGAAUGAUAUUAUCAACAAUAAAAGUAUGCAUUUAAUUAUAAUAUUUAGUAGACUUAAUAUCAACAUUAAAUCAAUUGUGAUUUUAGUUUGUAUGAUAUUGUGCAAAUAUAUGGUAGAAUGAAUUUAGUAACCCGAAAUCAUGAUGUACUUUACAAAUUAUAAUUAUUAUUGUGAUAGAUUAAUCUUUAUUGUAAUUAACAUUUACAUCGAUAGGUAUUUGUAUGUGAACAAACGAGGCAAUCUACAUUAAUUCCUUUCUAUAUAAUAACUAAUAAUAAUAAUCAACCUAAUUUAUAUUUGAUACCAUCUAUAUAAAUAUUAAUUAAUGUAAUGAUUGAUUUGUCAAUCAAAGCCAGACUUGCUAAAAAACAGAUGUUAUUAAAUAUUGUGUGUAAAUUUAAAUGAAAAAAAUUAUGUUAAUAAUAAAAUGAUAUGAUAUAUCACA